CAGCUCUAGCUUAAAGCUCACAAACACCAAAGACCAACCACAAACCUCCAAACCAACUCAAAACUCAAGUCACACACUAGCCAUCCCCCCCAACAACCACCUAAAACACUACAACCACCCCACAUGCCUCAAUAACCCACUAGUACCACCAAAACCACCAAACCACACCAACCCGAAGCAAACCAAAAUGAACACCCAAACCCAAACCGCCCUCCGCACCCUCGAAUCGACCCUCCACACCCUCCUGACCACCCUGACCAUCUCACCCACCGCCUCCGGCGCCCCGACCGCCGCUCUGAACCUCCUCGCCGCCGACGACGCCCUCACCGCGACGAUCGAGACGUUGCGCGUGCACCAAGCGAACUACGCGCGGAUUCUGGCCUUGCGGGCUGAGGCCCAGGCCCUGGAGGAGAAGGUUAAAGGGGUUGUGCGCGAGGUGGUAAGGUUUGAGGAAGUGAUUGGGGGGGUUAUCGGGGAUUCGGAUUCGGAUUCGGAUUCCGAGUUCGAAGAUGAUUUUGAGGAUGAUUCGGAGGGGGAGGGUGAUGUUGAUUUUGCGAUGAGGGAUGAAGACACAUAUGCGGCUACGGAGCAUAGACGCACGAAGAAACUGCGGGGUGUCAAGGAGGUGGAUUAUAAGUUACUGCUGGAUUUCGCGAGGCGCAUCAGCAAGUAUAAUCACCAGGCGGCGGCGGAUGCGGCUGCAGGGGUGGAGGAGAGGAUUGCCGCUGCGCGCCGGGCGUCGGCGAAUGCUGCUGCUGCUGCUGCUGCUGCUGGGACAGACACAAAAGAUGCGGAGAUGGGGGGUAUGACGGGGGCGGAGGGAGGGGCGAAUGGGGAUUCGGACCAGGUACCCGUGGCGGAGGUCACCAAGGGGGCGACCUCGUGGUUGGAUGAGAGUGCGCAGUUGACGAGGCAGGUGUACAUGUUGCCUUAUCCGAUGGAGGAUCGCAUUCGUAUGGGGUUGAUGGGCCAGAUUCAGUUGGCGGCGGCGGAGGGGAGACCGGGGUUUGAGGUGGAGGGAGAGGUGGAGAGGUUGAUUCGCGAGGCGGAGGGGCUGGGCGUGGCGGAUCCUGUGGCGGCGCCGGCGGUGGAGGUGGCAGAGCAGGCGAGACAUGCAGAUGAGGCUGCUCGGGCGGCGGCGUUGGCUGGGUCGACAGCUACAAGUGGUGGUGCUAGAGCUGCUGCACCGCCGCCGAAGCCCAAGGCUACGUUAGAUUUGGAUCUGUAUGAUCCGGAUGAGGACGAUGAAUGAGGUUGAGCUGUGAGAUAUAAAGGAAGAUUGAUAGUGACAGCUGGACUGUCAUGGUAUGGUUUACAUUCAACGAAUCUAAUGCUAGUGAAUCUAGUCUGUCUGGCUAUGCACAGACGACUUCUGCCAUUGAC
Aspergillus saccharolyticus JOP 1030-1 is the source of this 1383-nucleotide messenger RNA. RefSeq lists its product as uncharacterized. NCBI's taxonomy places the organism in Eukaryota, Fungi, Ascomycota, Eurotiomycetes, Eurotiales, Aspergillaceae. Gene Ontology annotation, molecular function: transcription coregulator activity. Gene Ontology annotation, biological process: regulation of transcription by RNA polymerase II. The coding region runs from base 188 to 1252 and encodes 354 amino acids. Gene Ontology annotation, cellular component: mediator complex; core mediator complex. The record is from RefSeq and is a predicted model, not a curated record. The transcript has a single exon.